UAGAUUGAAGCUGUGGCUAAACUCAAAAACUUCCUGGAGCCUGGGAGGCGUAGAGACUGAAAAAAAAAAAUCCCCGACACAGACGCAUAAAGUGACAUUCAUCAAAACAAAACUGAAAUAUCACCAAUAAUGGACAGCUAGAAGUCCUUCAUUUAAGUAGACACGGAACAGGACACGGAAGUGUCGGUACAACUGAUGAGAUCAAAGCGACCCAAACUGUUUGGUUAAGUAUAAAGAAACAACGUGGAGGAGGAUGUGGUUGUGCUGACAGUCCGGAGUUCGUAUUGGCAGAAAUCUCGGCGACCAGUCACUCUCUCUAUUGGAUCAGGAAUGUAGUGACCAGAAUCCCCGGCCUGGGCUGUGUCCGUUGUCGCUGAGUGACUCUGCAGAGGCCAUGAGAGUGCGCUGGUCGCGGAAGGUAGCCCUGCUGGCGAAGACCUCCCUCUUCCUCUCCGUCAUGUGGGUGGCCUACCUCCUCCUGGAGCGUUCGGCCUCCUCCUUCCAGGGCUCUGGGGCGGAGGGUGCCGGGAGGAAUCUGCUGGAGAGGCACUUCUCCAGCCAGGGGGAGAGCAGGGAGCAGCUCUCUCAGCCCGUCUACAAGAAGCCCCCUCCCGACCCCAGUGCCCCAGGGGAGUGGGGCAAAGCCGCUCACCUGGAGCUGAGCCCUGAGAAGAAGAAGCAGGAAGAGGACAGCAUUGAGAGAUACGCCAUCAACAUCUAUGUGAGUGACAAGAUCUCACUGCACCGCCACAUCAUGGACAACAGGAUGUAUGAGUGUAGAGCAAAAAUGUUUGAGUAUCGGAAGCUGCCCACAACAUCGGUGAUCAUAGCAUUCUACAACGAGGCCUGGUCCACACUGCUGAGAACCAUUCACAGCGUACUGGAAACCACCCCUGCCAUCCUGCUGAAGGAGAUCAUACUGGUGGACGACUUCAGUGACCGAGUCUAUCUGAAGUCCCAGCUGGAAGAGUACAUCAGCAAUCUGGAGAGGGUUCGGCUCAUCAGGACCAAUAAACGGGAGGGGCUUGUGCGUGCGAGGCUCAUCGGCGCCACCUAUGCCACGGGAGAUGUACUCACCUUCCUGGACUGUCACUGCGAGUGCAUUCCUGGCUGGAUUGAGCCGCUCCUGGAGAGAAUUGGAGAAAACGAGACCGCUAUUGUGUGCCCUGUAAUAGACACCAUUGACUGGAAUACGUUUGAGUUUUACAUGCAGACAGAUGAGCCCAUGAUUGGUGGCUUUGACUGGAGGCUGACCUUUCAGUGGCACUCUGUACCUGAAGAGGAUCGCAGCAAACGGAAAUCUAGAAUCGACCCAAUCAGGUCACCAACAAUGGCAGGAGGCUUAUUUGCUGUGAGCAAGGCUUACUUUGAAUAUCUUGGCACUUAUGAUAUGGGGAUGGAGGUCUGGGGAGGAGAGAAUCUGGAGCUGUCUUUUAGGGUUUGGCAGUGUGGAGGAUCACUGGAGAUCCACCCUUGUUCUCAUGUAGGCCAUGUCUUUCCAAAGAAAGCACCUUAUGCCCGACCCAACUUCCUCCAGAACACCGUACGAGCAGCUGAGGUUUGGAUGGACACGUACAAACAACACUUUUACAACAGAAACCCUCCUGCUCGAAAGGAAAAAUAUGGUGAUAUUUCUGAAAGGAAACUCCUUAGGGAGAGACUGAAGUGCAAUAGUUUUGACUGGUAUCUGAAAAAUGUUUAUCCAGAUCUUCAUGUUCCAGAGGAUAGGCCUGGCUGGCAAGGAGCAGUCCGUAGCUCUGGGAUUCACUCAGAGUGCUUGGAUUACAAUGCCCCAGAGCAUAACCCUACAGGGGCGCACUUAUCUUUGUUUGGUUGCCAUGGACAGGGGGGAAACCAGUACUUUGAAUAUACUUCAAAGAAGGAAAUCCGAUUUAACUCUGUAACAGAGAUAUGUGCAGAGGUACCAGAGGGGCAAGACUAUAUCGGAAUGAGAUAUUGUCCACGAGAUGGAACACCGGUGCCUAAGAGCAUUAUCUGGGAGUUCAGAGAAGAUGGAACAGUCUAUCACCCCCACUCCAAUACGUGUAUUACCUCCUACCGCAAUGCAGAGGGACGAACAAGCGUGCAAAUGAGAAAUUGCAACCCUGCUGACAAAAAUCAGAUAUGGAAGUUUGAGUAAAAGGGAUUGAAGACGAGACCAGCACCCAAGUGCAAUUAUCAUGGUGGACUGUCACUGAGACUUUUCAAAGGAGGAAGCCAGAAAGAUAAUCUGCAUUCACUAAAAAAAAGACAACUAUCAUGCCUUUAAGACAUUUUCCUCAACUGAGAAUGACAUCUGCAUUCACCUUAGUGCCUGUGCUAGUUAAACAGAAAAUAGUGCGGAGUGUGUUUUUCAAAGAUUUACAGGUAAGAUUGAAGGUUUAGACAGUCCACCACCAUCACUAACACAGCAGGACUGGAGUUAGAAGAUAACUACUGCCCAGCCAGUGGAAAUGCUGAUGUGAAAGAAAAGAAAAUAUAUAAAGAAGAUUGCACUAAUAUGUCAGGAAUUGGAGAUGUAGAUAUCACGGUGCUUCGUUGUAGCUGUUUUUUUUAUUCCAGAAAGGCAGAAUUAAUUUUAUUAUGCACCCUUAAUGGAAAAAAAUGCCACAGUUUGUUAAAAAAAUAAUUUGUUCAGGGAUUAAAUACAGUAAAUACGUAGGUGCUUUGUGAUUUCCUCUUUCCAGUACAUACAGUACACUUGAAAACUAAAUGCCAUAAAGAAAGGUUAAUUUAGGAGUUUGAGAUUUGACCAGUACAAGGUGGUACUUGGACUUUUUCACCUUGAAACUGCUGUAUUCAUCCUUUUGUGAAGUUGGUUUGAAUCCAGAGGUGAACUGAUAUGACUUAAUCCUGUAAUCCUCCUAAUUUAAAAGGUCAUGUGAAAGACAUUGCAUUGCAAAUAUCUCUCAUACCACCAAUAUGUCUUACGUGCUGAAGAUGUGGCAUUUUCAGAAAUGAAGUACAAUUUUUUAAGGUUGCUUUCAUUAAACAAACUUGUGGUAAGCCUGAACACAGUAAGCUAUGAAUAGCCGAGUAAAACCAGCCUUUUUAAUACUGUUAUUCUGCAUAGUACAGGGUUUUUCUGCAUUAACACAUAGUUGCCAAAAGUAUUCCUCAUACUACCAAAGUGCCAUUAAGUCAGAGCUAUUUUUCUGUUGCUAUAUAUGCAUUUAAAAAGCUAGGAAGUGUUACAUAGUUCUAAAGAUUUUAACAAUAACAUUCUGUUCAGAAUGUGUGACCAGAAAGUGUGUACAGGAAUUGCCUUAAAAAAUCUAAAUUAAAAUUUCAAUAUUAUGCGCAGAAUAAAAAAUUAGGCAACAGAAAAAUUGUAGAAACAGUUUUUGGGUACACAUUUGAUUAUAGUCAAAAUCACCUUACAGUUAUGUAAUGCGAUUCAAAUUCCUUUAUAUUCUUAUUUGCAUAAAGUUGCUAAGCUUCAGAGUUUUGGUCUGUAGACUACAAUCUGAUUCUUUCUUGUGUAUAUACAGUUUUUUUUCUUCACCUUUUCAUCAAAGUACAUAUCAAGGUAAGAUAUAUACUGUAUACUGUAUAUACGUUUGUGUGUACAGGAUAUUGGACAUUUUUUUUAAAUUACAUAAAUA
This is a messenger RNA of Lepisosteus oculatus (spotted gar), 3605 nucleotides long. RefSeq names its product POC1 centriolar protein homolog B (Chlamydomonas), like (gene galnt4). Gene Ontology annotation, cellular component: Golgi apparatus. Gene Ontology annotation, biological process: protein O-linked glycosylation. NCBI's taxonomy places the organism in Eukaryota, Metazoa, Chordata, Actinopteri, Semionotiformes, Lepisosteidae. The record is from RefSeq and is a predicted model, not a curated record. Gene Ontology annotation, molecular function: polypeptide N-acetylgalactosaminyltransferase activity.